Messenger RNA from Funneliformis caledonium, 912 nucleotides. The record is from the annotation of a GenBank genome assembly. Lineage: Eukaryota; Fungi; Glomeromycota; Glomeromycetes; Glomerales; Glomeraceae.
AUGGAUUGGAUGUUAUUGAAGCUCACUUGUGGAUUCAUUUGUGUAGACGAAGAGACCAAUGAGAAUAGUCCUUUCGGUUCGAAUUAUAUGCUAGCCACUUCUGGAUUUAUGAUUACGUUGGCAUUUUGUGUUCCUUUGACAUUUUUGGAUUUGGUUGAUAAUAUCAAGGUAAAUGUUUUAGCGAAUUAUAUUGUUUCAAUUUCUCAAAUAUUAUGCUUAUUUUCGGCGAUGACUAAAGAUUAUAUUCCAUUGGUCAGCAAUGAUCAGAGUCAGGUUGUCGGAACAGUAUUAUUUAACUAUGCGUUUAUCACCACCAUUCCAAGCUGGGUUAACGAUCUACGACCUGACGUUUGUAUCAGAAAAUCUAUAUGGUAUUCUGUGGUAAUAAGCACAGCAUCAUACAGUGCAUUAGGAAUAUUAGGAGGAAUGGCAUAUCAAAUGGGUUUAGCUUCAAAUAUUAUAGCACAAAUUAAUGCAUCGUCACAUCUAUCGCAACUUUUGUAUUCCGGUUGCGGUUUUAUUAACGAUCAAAAGCGAAAGGGACAACAUUAUAUCAUAGAAAUUGUUCAUCGGGAAAAAGGUUUAGAAUCGACUCCGAAAAAGGAAAAUAAAACAAAACAAUCAAAUGAAUUUCUUGUUAAUUCAGCAAUUGUAACUCCUUCAUCUCCGAAACUCAAAGUUUCUGGUACUCCUAUUGGUACUAUCAAUGAAAAGACUUCUAGUAAUGUAGAUGUGGUUGAUAAAGAUCAGAAUCGACCAUCACGCGCUAUCAAUCUAGAAAAAGCUCGUCAAAUUCUGGAUAUGCACAUUCUAAAAAAAUUAACUCUUAUCCAUGAUAUUGAUGAAAUCUAUUUGAACAAACCUUCAAAAAAUUCUUUUGUCGCCUUCCCUAUUCAAAGGAAAAGAGAAUAA